This is a messenger RNA of Trematomus bernacchii (emerald rockcod), 5503 nucleotides long. RefSeq names its product collagen, type IV, alpha 6 (gene col4a6). The record is from RefSeq and is a predicted model, not a curated record. Gene Ontology annotation, molecular function: extracellular matrix structural constituent. The coding region runs from base 233 to 5377 and encodes 1714 amino acids. Gene Ontology annotation, cellular component: basement membrane; collagen trimer. Lineage: Eukaryota; Metazoa; Chordata; Actinopteri; Perciformes; Nototheniidae. The transcript has 48 exons.
UGUUGAAGCCAAAGGUAUGGAGGCAUGAAUGACAUGUGUUGGCCCCUCCUCUCCUGCUCUGUGCUGCGCUGCUGAGUUUCAAGCGCAACAACCCGGAGAGCGCAGCAGCGACUUCACCGCUGCAACUUUGAUGACAGGGUUUUUUGGAGCAGUCGAUGAGCGCGUUUGAAGUACCUUGCUGGUGAAGACAAGGGGAUCGAGUACCUGUGAUUUACCCCAUCUACUCACCAAAAUGAAACUCCUGAUUUGUAUGAUAGCAGUCGCCUUGGCGGUGGGAUCUGCGCACGGAGGCAACGAGUUUGACGAGCCGUGUGCCGGACGCAACUGUGGAGAAGGAUGCAGAUGUAAUCCGGAGAAAGGCAGCAGGGGUCGUCCAGGGCAUCUUGGAGAAGUGGGUUCGAGCGGACCUGAGGGUCCUCGGGGGGGAACGGGACCCUCAGGGCCCAAAGGAGAGAAGGGCCACCUCGGAUAUAAAGGACCAUCUGGCCAGAAAGGAGACAAGGGGCCUAUGGGAGUGCCUGGGUUCCGGGGAACUGAUGGAGUACCUGGUCACCCCGGUCUGGACGGGGGAAGAGGACCCUCUGGACUGGACGGCUGUAACGGGACGAGAGGAGAAGCCGGAGACCCCGGUUACGGGAUCGGAGCGCCCGGACCCGCUGGACUCUCUGGGCCUUUUGGGCCGAAGGGUCAGAAAGGAGACCCUCGAUAUAUCUCGGACGACGGUUCCACGAGUUCACCAGGUUAUCCAGGACCAAACGGUCAACCUGGAAUCAGAGGUCCCGAGGGUCCGUCUGGUUACCCCGGUCCAAUGGGGCCCGAGGGAUACUCUGGCCCACCUGGUCCUCCCGGUCUCCCAGGGCCAAUGGGGAGCCGCAGUGAUGGAUAUGAAGGAGAGAAAGGAGACAAGGGCGACGUAGGUCUUCCCGGACCCAGCGGUACUCCGGGCGACGGCUCGCUAAGAAGCGAACAAACUCUCACUAUCUACAAAGGAGAUAAGGGUAUACCUGGUCCAAAGGGAAUAAGAGGAUUUCCUGGAAAUCCUGGUCGACCUGGACCUUAUGGCUUUGGUGGAGAACCCGGAGAGAAGGGAAUUCUUGGAUACCCCGGAGCAAGAGGUGCUCCUGGUUUGAACGGGCCUCCUGGAUAUCCCGGACAAUUGGGACUUAGAGGAACUCCAGGUUUGAUCGGGCAACCGGGAUACAUCGGAGGAAAGGGUGAGCAGGGAGACCCCGGAUCACCAGGACCCCCAGCCUUCGUUAGUGGUCUGGGCGCUACUGUUCAAGGAGAGUCAGGUGACCCGGGUCUCAACGGACUACCCGGUGCCCCUGGUGACCCCGGACCUCUAGGAUACCCCGGACCCCCAGGACCUCCAGGAAUUGUUGGUUUUGGGACAGGUAACGGAUCCCCAGGUUAUCCCGGGACCCCCGGCCCUAAAGGAGAGAAGGGAAACGCAGGAAUACCAGGAUAUGGCUCCGAAGGACUCUCCGGAUCCUCUGGCUUCCCCGGAUCCCCUGGCCUUCCCGGACCCCCCGGACCCCAGGGAUCCAGAGUGCAAGGCCCUACUAGAAAACCCAAUGAACCCUGCGUCAUCUACCCCGAGGUUCCCACCGAAGCUCCCGUAGCUUACCCCGGCCAGCCUGGACUGCCCGGCUCUAGAGGUCUGCCUGGCAACAAUGGAUACAAUGGAUACAAAGGUGAAUCCGGAGACUGCGCCUGCCUCGGGGGGGGAACAUCCGGAACGCCAGGACUACAGGGACCGCCCGGACCCAGCGGGAACCCCGGAUACGCCGGAAGAAAGGGGGAGCUGGGAGAUGGCGGCACACCUGGCUUUGGGGGCAAUCAGGGACCUCCUGGUCGUUCUGGUGAACCCGGAAACUACGGUCGUAAGGGGGAGAAAGGAACGUCUUUUUACCCCGAUCUUGGUGCAGGAGUGAAAGGAGAACUCGGAGGAAAUGGCCCCCGCGGACCGAACGGAGAAACUGGAAAACCCGGAAGAGACGGAACUCCCGGAUUCCCUGGAACUCCUGGACCCCCCGGUGAUGGUGGAUACGGCACAGUCGGCGAGAAAGGGUUCCCAGGAUACCCGGGUGCUAAGGGUCGUCCCGGAGAACCCGGAGAACCCGGCGGAGGAUACGUCGGCACGCCAGGUUUCCGUGGAGACGCUGGAGAGCCGGGAAUAUCGGGACUACCAGGACAACCAGGAUUAGCAGGACCACGAGGUGAAAACAGCUGUGCAGGGGUUAAUGACGACGGAGAGGGAACGGGCACAGUUUUACCGUGCUCCAUACCCGGUGAGGUCGGAGAGCCCGGAGGACCCGGACGACCCGGACAACCAGGCCCUAAAGGUCAGCCAGGGUUCCUAGGAGGACCCGGACGUCCCGGAUUUGACGGGUCCAAAGGAGACAGAGGAAACCCCGGUUUUGGAGGACAACCUGGACCACAAGGUUUCCCCGGACCCAGAGGGGAUUCUGGUAUUCCCGGCGGUCCCGGACAGAGCUUUGACGGCGGCAAAGGGAAGGACGGAGUUCCUGGUCGUCCCGGAGGAAAGGGCCAGACUGGAGAGGUGCUGGGGGCCACGCCUGGCUCCUCGGGACAGAACGGAGGACCAGGGACCCCUGGAAACAAGGGCCAGCCCGGGACCCCUGGAGGGCCGGGACAACCUGGUGGCGACGGGCGUUUCGGCGUUCCCGGUCUGAGGGGAGAGCGAGGAGUCGACGGUUACCCCGGUAACAACGGUCUUCCCGGACUUCCAGGCGAGCCGAUCUUUGGUAUUCCCGGUCGUCCCGGUUCUCCCGGUAAUGUCGGAUUGAGCGGAUCUCCAGGUUUCCCCGGUAGAAAGGGAGACAGAGGAGACCUAGGUUUCCCAGGACCAGCGGGGAUGAAGGGGACCCCCGGCGUGCCCGGUACCCCUGGAUCUCCGGGGCCCCGAGGACCCUCCGGACCCCCCGGACCGGGAACUAGAGACGGGAUCCCAGGAACACCGGGAAGAAAGGGUGAGUCAGGUUUCCCCGGACUGAUGGGCUUCCCUGGACUCCCGGGACGUCCUGGAUCUUCUGGUUUUCCUGGAGGGAAAGGACAGCCUGGAGGACAGGGUAGAAACGGGCUCAACGGCGGCCCCGGGUACUCCGGACCGAAAGGUGACAGAGGAUACCCCGGCUCCCCUGGUCUGCCCUCCCCUCGGUUCAGAUCAGAGUUAGUAGAAAAAGGAGAACCAGGAAACAACGGAGGCAGCAGCUUUCCUGGUUUCCCCGGACCCAGAGGUGACAAGGGUUUCCCGGGUCAACCUGGUCGUCAGGGUCUUCCCGGACUUCCUGGUUACGCCGAACAGAGCAAAGGACAGCCUGGCGUACCUGGUUACCCCGGGCAAUCAGGUACUCCAGGUUACCCCGGACCAAAGGGAGAAUCUGGUAUUAUGGGAUUCCCCGGCAUGUCUGGACCGAGGGGUGAUGACGGCACACCUGGUUUCAAUGGAAAUCCUGGAGAAAAUGGCCGACCAGGAGGCAAAGGUUCUCCCGGAGAGAGCUAUGGUUAUCCCGGAAGAUCGGGAGCUAAAGGACAACCCGGAGAUUCAGGUUUCCCAGGCGGUCGUGCGAAUGACGGCGCUCCCGGUGACAACGGUUUCCCAGGAGGUCCAGGCUACCCCGGAUCAAAGGGAGGUCCAGGUGAUGGAGGCCGGCCUGGAAUAAUGGGCUCCCCUGGUUUCCCCGGGCCAAAAGGUCAGUCUGGAUAUCCAGGAAGAUCAGGAGCAGACGGGACUCCUGGACCUCCUGCUGGGCCUGGAGGUCCCGGAGCCAAAGGUUUACCUGGAUCCCCUGGUUUGGAUGGUCUUAAUGGCCUCGCUGGACCUAAAGGCCUCCCAGGAACACCAGGUGGGAACGCUGGAGGUCGUCCAGGAGCUUCCGGUAUUCCCGGUCUGAAGGGAGAGAGAGGAUCCGCCUACCCCGGGGUACCAGGAUACCCCGGAGCCAAGGGAGAGAGAGGAGACCAAGGUGGUCCCGGACGCUCAGGGUUCCCCGGUCUUCCCGGACCCCCCGGUCCCACGGUGGGAUCAGACGUUCACGGACCUCUUGGAGACCCAGGACUCCCUGGACUGGAUGGAGAAUUUGGUUUCCAGGGUCCUCCAGGUCCUCCCGGUCCUCCUGGUCCCGGCACAGCUCAGGGAGACCGAGGAGACCCUGGACUCCCAGGUUUCCCAGGAUCCCCCGGGAGAAAGGGAGACUCUGGUUUUCCCGGAGGCCCCGGACUCCUCGGAAGCCCCGGGUUCAAAGGAGGAAUAGGAGAGAGCGGAUACAGCGGAGGUCCUGGUCUGAAGGGCUAUCCCGGUGAUUCUGGAUAUUACGGAAACAAAGGAACCAAGGGAGUACGAGGACGUUCCGGUCGUAAGGGAGCCCCCGGAUCCACGAUUCAAAGUAUACCGCAAGACAUAGACCGACCCUACGGAGAAAUUGGUUACCCCGGAGGAGGAGGCGGAAGCGGGACUCCUGGAGUACCCGGACAGCCGGGACUCCCCGGACGUUCAGGGUCUAAGGGUCGUCCCGGUCCUGGAGGUAAACUGGGCCAGACUGGACCUCCUGGUUACCCCGGAUCUAUCGGUGAGGCCGGAUCCCCCGGUUUCCCCGGAACCGCUGGAGAACAAGGCGCCACUGGGUCCGCGGGUCGCUCCGGACCCCCCGGGGCUGUGGGUCGUGGCUCAAGCAUUGGAUACACCCUGGUGAAGCACAGCCAGAACGCCCAGGUGCCCAUGUGUCCUCAGGGCAUGGCCAAGCUGUGGGACGGGUACAGCCUGCUGUUCGUGGAGGGCCAGGAGAAGGCUCACAACCAGGACCUCGGUCAGCCGGGGUCUUGUCUCCCCCGCUUCAGCACCAUCCCCUUCCUCUACUGCUCCCCCAACGAAGUGUGUUACUACGCCUCUCGAAACGACAAAUCCUAUUGGCUCUCCACCAGCGCUCCCAUUCCCAUGAUGCCCGUUGCCGAGCAACAGAUCCAGCAAUACAUCAGCAGGUGUUCAGUGUGUGAGGCUCCCUCUAUGGCUGUAGCCGUGCACAGUCAGGAUCUGAGCAUCCCCACCUGCCCCCCCGGCUGGAGGAGUCUCUGGAUCGGAUACUCCUUCCUCAUGCACACAGCAGCAGGAUCUGAAGGUGGCGGUCAGUCUCUGAAUUCCCCCGGUUCUUGUCUGGAGGAUUUCCGCGCCACGCCGUUCAUCGAGUGCAACGGAGCCAAGGGAUCCUGCCACUUCUUCGCCAACGAAUACAGCUUCUGGCUCACCACCGUGCAGCCGGGCACGGAGUUCCUCUACUCCCCCGGACAGGAGACCCUGAAGGGCGGCCAGGAGAGAUCCAGAGUCAGCCGCUGCCAAGUCUGCAGCAAGCUGUUGUAGUAUCAACACCUUCCGAGGAGAACAAGAGGCGUUAAAGGUCCCCUAUUAUGCAAAAUCCACUUCUUCAUGUCUCUUCUACAUCAACAUGUGUCCCCUCUGUGGAAAGAGACUCUGAAAGCUUCAGGA